Fulvia fulva is the source of this 759-nucleotide messenger RNA. RefSeq lists its product as uncharacterized. The record is from RefSeq and is a predicted model, not a curated record. The transcript has a single exon. Lineage: Eukaryota; Fungi; Ascomycota; Dothideomycetes; Mycosphaerellales; Mycosphaerellaceae. The coding region runs from base 1 to 759 and encodes 252 amino acids.
AUGCCUUCACAUCGCAAAGACAAGCUGCAAUUCGUGGAGGUAACGCCGGACGGACAAGUCACCUUCUCCGCUGUAAGGCGAAAAGUAUCUCUGGACGCUGGCCUGGAGUCGAAGGCCAUGCAAGCAUCACCACUUCUCAGCCUGCCACCUGAAAUCUUGAACGAUAUUCUGAAUUAUACAUUGGUCGAUUACUACGCCAUCCGUCUUUGUGCUUCUGAGACGUCCAUCCGCUAUAUCGAUAAACACACCGGCCGACCCUGCUACAAGACUUCUGUCAAUUCUUUCGCGAAAUUCGCUGAGCCGCCAUUGCUAAGCACAUCGAAGUGGCUCCGAAAGACUGGACUGCCGAUGUUCUAUGGUGCGAACAUCUUCAACUUGGCCAGCUUCAAGGAUACAGAAUACUUCUUGACAUCGAUCGGAUUGAGGAAGAGUAGAAUGAUAAGGCAUUUGUUCGGAAGUGAUGGGCAGAAGCAUCAUAUGUGGCGGAGGUCCGUUGCACGGUACGCUGAGAAAUGUAGGAUACGCUUCAAAUUGUUCCUCAGGCCGGGUGUACUUCGCUUUGCGGUGAAGCAUAAGGCGUAUCCGGACAAGCUAUUCUGGCUGGACUUUCGGUCGUGUACGGCUCUGGUCACAAAUCGUAAGGGAAAUGACUUGAGAAUGCUGCCAGAGACGGCAUGCUUCAAGGUGAAAAAGAAGAGGACAAGAAAGAAGAGGACGCGACAGAGGGUCGUGCCUACCGCGAUCAAGAUGAAGAGCUGA